CGCGCGCGCCGCCCCGCCCCGCCCCGCGCCGCCUCGGCCGCCACCGGAGCCGCUCGGAGCUGCGCGAACAUGGCCGAAGUCGGCGAGGACAGCGGCGCCCGCGCCCUGCUGGCGCUGCGCUCGGCUCCCUGCAGCCCCGUGCUGUGCGCCGCGGCCGCGGCCGCCUCCUUCCCGGCCACCACGUCCCCGCCGCCCCCGGCGCAACCCCCACCCGGGCCGCCCGCGCUGCCCGCCGUGUCCGGUCCCGGGCCGGUGCCCUCUACCGCCGCCACUGCCACCACCACCACCGCGCCCGCCCUGGUGGCCGCGGCCGCUGCCUCCGUGCGCCAGAGCCCCGGGCCGGCCCUGGCGCGCCUGGAGGGUCGGGAGUUCGAGUUCCUGAUGCGACAGCCCAGCGUCACCAUCGGCCGCAACUCGUCGCAGGGCUCGGUGGACCUGAGCAUGGGCCUGUCGAGCUUCAUUUCCCGGCGCCACCUGCAGCUCAGCUUCCAGGAGCCUCACUUCUAUCUUCGCUGUCUCGGCAAGAACGGCGUCUUCGUGGACGGGGCCUUCCAGAGGCGCGGAGCGCCCGCCCUGCAGCUACCCCAACAAUGCACCUUCCGGUUCCCGAGCACAGCCAUCAAGAUCCAGUUCACGUCCCUGUACCAUAAAGAGGAGGCCCCAGCAUCCCCCCUGCGGCCACUCUACCCACAGAUCUCCCCACUGAAGAUUCACAUUCCGGAGCCGGAUCUCCGGAGCCUCGUCAGCCCCAUCCCUUCCCCGACUGGCACCAUCAGUGUCCCCAACUCCUGUCCAGCAAGUCCUCGAGGGGCUGGGUCAUCCAGUUACCGCUUCGUCCAGAAUGUGACCUCCGACCUUCAGCUGGCUGCAGAGUUCGCUGCGAAGGCAGCCUCUGAGCAGCAAGCAGACACGUCUGGCGGAGACAGCCCCAAGGACGAGUCGAAGCCACCGUACUCCUAUGCGCAGCUGAUAGUGCAAGCCAUCUCCUCGGCCCAGGACAGGCAGCUAACACUAAGUGGCAUCUACGCCCACAUCACCAAACAUUACCCUUACUACAGGACUGCCGACAAGGGCUGGCAGAACUCUAUCCGACACAACCUCUCUCUUAACCGAUACUUCAUCAAAGUCCCUCGGUCCCAGGAGGAGCCUGGGAAAGGCUCUUUUUGGCGAAUAGACCCUGCCUCAGAAGCCAAGCUCGUGGAACAAGCAUUCCGAAAGCGGAGACAGAGAGGUGUCUCCUGCUUCCGCACCCCCUUUGGGCCCCUGUCCUCACGGAGUGCUCCAGCUUCACCCACCCACCCAGGACUGAUGUCCCCUCGUUCUAGUGGCCUGCAGACCCCAGAGUGCCUGUCUCGGGAAGGCUCCCCCAUUCCACAUGAUCCCGACUUGGGGUCAAAGUUAGCCUCUGUUCCAGAGUAUCGCUAUUCCCAGAGUGCCCCAGGCUCCCCUGUCAGCGCCCAGCCAGUGAUCAUGGCUGUCCCUCCCCGACCUUCCAACUUAGUGGCUAAGCCUGUCGCCUACAUGCCAGCUUCCAUAGUGACCUCACAACAGCCUUCAGGCCACGCCAUCCAUGUGGUCCAGCAGGCCCCCACCGUCACCAUGGUGAGGGUGGUUACCACCUCCGCUAACUCAGCCAACGGGUACAUCCUGGCUAGCCAGGGCUCGACCGGGACCUCCCACGACACAGCAGGCACAACCGUGUUGGACCUGGGCAAUGAGGCUCGAGGUUUGGAAGAGAAGCCCACCAUAGCAUUUGCCACAAUCCCCGCAGCCAGCCGAGUUAUCCAGACGGUCGCCAGCCAGAUGGCUCCAGGAGUCCCUGGACACACAGUCACCAUCCUGCAGCCGGCUACACCAGUGACUAUCGGGCAGCACCACCUUCCGGUCCGGGCUGUCACUCAGAAUGGAAAGCAUGCUGUACCCACGAAUAGCUUGACUGGCAAUGCUUAUGCCCUCACCAGCCCCCUGCAGCUCCUGGCAGCCCAGGCGAGUUCAUCCACGCCAGUGGUCAUCACCCGGGUGUGCGAGGUAGGGCCUGAGGAGCCAACAGCAGCCGUCUCAGUGGCCACUAAUGCCGGGCCGACCCCGGCCAUCUCCACUACCACAUCUGCCUCUUCCAGCGGGGAGCCUGAAGUCAAGAGGUCCCGAGUAGAGGAGCCCAGUGGGACAGCCACCACACAGCCCACAGCUAUGGCAGCCACCGGCCCUCAGGGCCCAGGGACCGGUGAGUGAAGUGUCACCUGCAGUGGAGUGAAACUCACGCCACAGGAGCCCUAGUGGCCAGCAGCUGCAUUCAAGGACCGAGUGGCAAAGCUCACAAUGGCUUGCAGCCCUCAUGCAGGUGGCCACCACACUUGGACAAUUUCCUUUUUAUCUCCUGUCCUCCCAUGGUUUGAAACAAACACAUAAACACGUUCAGACAACUUGAUUGUAUGAAUCUGGGGGUUCUGUGUGUUUAUUUACCCCUCUCUCAUGCCAUCGCCUCUCCCCAGUUCUUGGGAGAGAAGGUCUAGCCAGCUCCUCAGGAAUGGAUCCCAGGCAGCACCGACAACAAGAGCCUGAGCCCCAGGACUGGACAGAAGCACAGUGCAAACCCAGGCUCCUCUCCUUGGGAGCGGGUCCAUGGACUUUCUAUUUGUGACUGAUCCAGGAACAGACCAGAAAACAGAGAAUUGCAAGAAUUUCCUAGCCACAGGCUAAGAUACAGAGCCCUCUCCCCAAAAGUAACAGAGGUUGUGACAUUAACUGGGGUCAGGGAGGUCUACUUUGGCUUUGGACCCUAAAUAUUUCUUUCAGCUAAAUAUGGAAUCUGGGCUCAUCUCAAACCGGAGACACACAGAGGGGGCCAUGUGUCUUUGAGGUUCCCUUUUGUAAGCAGCCAAGCAACAACAAGCCCAGGCACUCGCCCACACCAGCCCCUGGUGAACAUGCCGCUCUCCCCGAUAACUCCAAGAAGGAUGGGCGGCUCCCAUGUUGAUGUAUCAAAGUGCUUUGGGUUGAAAGUCAACCCAGGGCCAGUGCCCACAGCACCGAAUGAGUUGAGAGCUGCAAGCUACAAACGGAUAUCCAGGAAACCUGAGCCAGCUCCAAGGGAAGUCGGUCAGCCACUUGCUCAGCAGGGAGGAGGAUAGUAAGUGGCAGCGGAAGACAGCGGGGGGAUUUGUGUGAUAUCUGUUCACACCAUCUCCUCCCUCCCACCUCCCUAUUCCAGUUUCUUGAGAACCCCAAGACCUGUCCAGUUUGAAAAUGGAAACCCUCUUUUCCACCUGAAGCUGGGGUCCCUGGCCAUUAUCCUCCGGAAAGGAAACUACCUCUCCGGACAGCAGUUGGUGCCAAGUUUGAUUACAGUGCAGCAAGAACCAAAGUGUGGGUGUCAGCUGAGGACUUGGACUCCCAGGGAAGGUCCCUUUGCCUGCCGGACAAGCGACCAACAGCACUUUAACAUACACCACACCAAGUUUUGUGAGCAGGAGCCAUCAAAUGUUCCCCUCUGUGGGAAUGAGAGUUGGUUUUGUAGAAGCAGUCAUGGGGGCUGUGUGACAGGAGAUUUCAAGGCAGCCAGAAACUCAGUGUUGGUCCUCUUGGAGGAUGGUCGGUAAGCAACUAGCAACAGCUUGGACAGAGAGCCCCAUGAGAGGCGGCCCUGUCCUUGGUAUCAAACCACCCACCAGCCAGCCGCCUUUUUCUGCCUGGUGCCAGUCAGAAGAGCCCAGAGGGCCCUGUGGGCAAAGAGCAGGCUGUACAAGCUGCCUUUGCUGGAAGGGACUCCAGACCGGGAGUCUGUGACAGGAGAGCAGAUGAUCAGGCUGGAUAAGUCCAAGCUCCGCUGUGUGGCUGCUGCCAUUGAAUCCACCACUCCGCCACACACACCAGGGACCAGUGCGGAGUGCCUGCUUCCUCCCUUGAGCUAUCUCCCAAGCUCCCCAGCCAGUCAUUUCUGUAAUACUCAGCUUCAAGCCAGAAGUAAGCUGUGUUUUGGAGGCCUCCUGCCUGUGGCCUGGGAGGUUUCAGAGAAGUGGGGCUGGUGAGGUAGUGGCUGGGGAGGGUUUUCCAGGUGGACCUGCCCCUCAGAUUUGGGUGGAGGGCUCUGUCUCAUAUCUCCCCUUGGUACCUGGCAUGAAUUUCUGUGUGUAUGUCGUGAGCGUGGGGUUAGGGAGGAACGAAUAGGGUGGAGCUCUGAGUUGCCUAGGGAGCUGAGGUGACAAGGGACAUUGGUGCCAGCUGCUGAUCUUCCCCUCCAUCACCCUUUACUCCAAGGCUGUCCAUGGUCACCCUCUAAGGCAGAUUAAGAUUGCAGAUGGUGAUGGUAGGCACUGUGUAUGGCCCCUGCUUGGAACUGUGGGUCAUCAGUCGCCACAUCUAUCAUCAGGGCUCCUCAGUCUGGCCCUGAGCAGGUUGCUGUCCUGGUUCCUGAAAUGUUGUGGGCUCUAUGCUCUGAGGCAGACCUUCUCACCAUUAACGGGGGUUGGGGGCCGGGGAGUGGAGGGGUGUGUGGAAGGAUGCGGAGAGAGAGUGGGAACACACACUGUCCCAGUACAUGGCCUGAACUACAUAGGAGGAGGCUAGUCUGGUGCUGCUGCUCUGGGGACUGGAUUUGGUCAUCUAUUGGGCAGCAUCCCUGGCUCGUGCCAGCUUCUGCCCAUAGCCUUAGACCCCAGAUAGCCAGUGCUCAGAUCAGGGAUGCACAGCUAGCCAAAACGUGCUCCUGUGAGCUCUGAGCCACCAGGUGGUGUUCAGCUAGAGCUGGGAUUGGGAGCCAGGAGGCCAUGUCCAUCCACUGUGUGGCCCAUGGCUGGCAACCCUGGAGUGCCUCACUAAGCCCUGGGUUGGGGGAACAGUUCAGGAGCAGAUGUGAAGCCUGGGGAGCUGUUCCCCAGGGGCUCCGGUCUCUGGCAUGGCUUCAUCUGAGCUUGUCUUGUUGGUAAGUGUUCCCUGGUAGACCAGGUACCUGACUGUCCACACAUCCUCUCUCUUGUACUUCAUACUCAGUGCUCUCCAGACUCAUACAUGCAGCAGACAUAGGAAGUCACCACAGCAGCCACAAGUGAGGAGACCCUGCCUGGGAGCCUGCCUGCUCUCUCUCUUAUUUCUCCCCAUCCGUCUUCCUCCUCCUUCUCUCUCUUCCUGUCUUUCCCUACCCCCUCCUUGCCUCUUCUGUCUUUUCCCCACCCCCUGUCUCAGCUUUUAGCCUGGCAUCCAGGGCAUGAUAGACAUAUCUAUACUAUCAGCUCUUGAGCCUUGCCUUUGUGCAAGGUGGGGUGUCUGUCUCACUGUCCAUGAGGAAGCCCCAGGGCCUCGUCUCCUGCUUCCUGUGUCCUCACAGUCUAGGGACCUACCACCUCCCCAACCCAUCCCGCAGCACCAGGCCCACCAGGAUCUGAGGUGGUAGGCACUGUUCAUCUUCCUUCUGAAAGGAAGAAUGGCUGCCUGCAGUAUUCUGCGAGAGCUGGUAAUGGGCAGAGCCAGGUGAUGGGGCCAUGUCUUCCUUUAUAGACGGGCACCCCUUGGGCAGUGGUAAAGCAGUGUAAGGUGAGGGUUAAAGUUAGUGAAGUGCAAGAAGGAAUCCUUCCCAUAGAGAGGAAUGGGUGAUGGGUAGAAUGUGACUGUUCUAACUCAGAAUCCUCAAGUUGCAUGUCACCUAUGUGACACUGCACACCCUGGGCACCCUGCUCACCCAGUCCCUCCCUCUCCAUCCGAAUGGCACAGUGCCUGCUUGGAAUAAGCCAGAAAGGGAUGUGAGUUUCAAUUCUGGUGAAAGAUGUCUCAUGUGUGGGAAACAUCACAUCCUGAUCAAGAGUAGCAAAGUCACCACAGAUUGCCACAGGGUACCCCUAGUUUUAGGUCAGGGUAACAGAGCAGUCGCCUGUAUCCUUGCUCCAGUCUUUGAGAAUACCUCUGCUUAGAAUCAAUAUUAUAAAGGAUAAUUCAAGCUGUUCCAAAGAUUGCCACUGCAGACACCGCUUCCCUCCAGAGCAGGGCCUCUGACGGAUGCUUUGGCUUUUGGGGUGGGGUGGGCGGGGCAGGGAGCAGAGCAUCGCCAAGGCCUUCCACCUGUCGAUUCAGUCCUGUUCCCGAUUUAAUGUUCCCUUUCAUCUUGGGAGUUCUCUUGAACUCAGAGUGGUUCUUGCACCCACCUGCUUGUUGGGCUCUGGGUUUUUUGUUUUGUUUUGCAUUUUGUCUGUUUGGGUUUGUCCUGCAAGGUGAGAGCUAGCCAGUGGUCUACCACUCAGCUGCACUCCCAGACAUUUUGAUUUUUUAAACUUGAGGUGGGACUCACAAAGCUGCCCAAGCUGGCCUUGAACUCCCAAUACUCUUGCUUCAGCUUCCUGAAUUUCUGGGGUGAUGGGCCUACAUGCUGCCAUGGCCCAGCGCUGUUUGCAUUUUGUCUUGUUUUCUGUUUGCGUACCAAAAGCUGCUACACUGGUGACACAGCAGGGUGUGGCCUAGGUGCCCCCACAGACUGGCAUGUAGCACCCACUUCCCACAGCCUGGGGACUGUCCAAGAGACACUUCUCUCUCUCUUUGCCAUCCCUGACCCCUGAAGUCACAGCUGGUCAGCAAGUGAACAUUUUUGAACCAACCACAGAUGUUUCCUUAGGGAAAAUAGUUCUGGGAGCCUGCUGUUAAAGAACAAAAGCUGCCCGAGUGGUCCUGCCUGCUGGUCCUGCCUGCUCCUCUGCUCUUCUCCACUACCCCAAGCUUCCCUCUAGCAGGCCUCAGCUGUGCUGCUGCAGGAAAAAUCCUAGAACCUACACCGCCCCCCACCCCACCCCAAGGCAGGGCUGUCCCACAGAUGAGGCCAGCCGCAUGCCUUCUCCAGAGGUUCCACCUGGGUGUGAGGCAAGACGGGGUCCUCGGAAGGAGGAAGUGGCCAACUAGAGGGAGAGCAGCUUGGCAAAGAGCUGGGGAGGUGAGCUUGUGGGACUGGAGGCUGAGGCCUGCCCCACUCCCAUCUUAGCCAGUGCAAGCAGUGGUAAAGAGAGUGGGAUCCCUUAAUGAGGAUGUCUGUCUGUCUGUCUGUGUCUCUCUCUCCCUCAAAGUACUUCAUUUCCAUUGUGCUUCAGUCACAAUGAAAAGCAUGUGUUUCUGUACUUGGGCUAAGCUGUCAAACACAGGCUGCCUAGGACCCCCAGGACCUCUUCCCCCAAGCCCCUGUCUGCACCCCAGCCCCUCCAGCCCUGUCUUGUGAGAGUUAGAGCCUGCUGCUUUACCUCUGGGAUCCUGUUCCUGUGACUACUCACAAGGUGAUCGGUGUGGAGGAACCUGGGCCCCAGGCACCCCCAAAAGCCUGAGUUCAGACAGUGGCCAGGUGUGGUCCACAACCCUGGUCUGUAUGUGAAGCACUUGCCGCCAUUCGAGCAACCUCAGCACUGUCCCGAGUCCCUGGGACUGGCUGACCCUGCUAGAAUGAGCUCUAUGAUCCACUAAGUGUUCAUGUUCUCUGUCCCGUAUGUAUCCAAAUGGCACCUUGGCUUCUGAGUCAGAAUUCACUGGCUUAGAACUUUUGUUUUUGAUUGGUAAAACUAGGAAUUCAAAAAUCUUAAUCUUCAAUUUGGUCCCUUUCUCCGCCCUUCCUGGGUGGGAGGGGCAUUUGGGAUCCCUGAUAAUACCUUAGCUUGAUUCCUGGGCUGGGAAAAGGUGGUGGGGAUGGGGAGGGAUGACCCUAGCUGUUUUCCAGGUAUCUCCUUGGAUUCUGCUGUGUUCUUGGGGGGGCGGGCAGCAGCUGUGCACGUGUGAGGGAGGGGCUAAAGCCAAUAGUGAGGUGGUUCUUUUUCUUAACUGAAUGAUAAAUCUGUAAAAGUAAUUUGGGGGGGGGGGGGGGGUGUUCAGGGAGUAUGUGUGUGUGUGAGAGAGAGCAUGUGUGAUUUUUGUUUUGUUUUGUUUUUUACAGUGGCUGUCAAGUAUUUUCAUGAUAUGUUUAACACAUAGUGCUUUAAAAACAGUGGUACCCAAUAUGAUGGGAAUCUGAGUUCCAGAGAUGGGACGUGCCCCACCUCAGUGAGCAAAGGUCCCACUCUGGAGGCAGGGGUAAGAAAGGCCUGCGGACCCACACACCAAGCAGCAACACCUGGGCGUUCAUUUCAAACAGGAUACAGUAUUUUUUUAUAACCGAACCAUCCUUUUUUUAAAAAAAAAAAAAAGUUUUGACACCUGAAUGUGAUUUCUAACUAUUAUUAGAUGUUAAUGUUUUAAAGCUAUAACAAAGUGGAACUUUCUACUUUCUUUUUCAUUCAUUUGAACUGUUCUUUUAUCUAUUCAGUUGUAUGUGGGUGGGGAAGUUCUGUUUUCUCCUCUUAGUAUUUGUUUCUAUAACCAGAAAUAAAAAUUAUAUAUUAAAGAGAUGUACCCACA
Mastomys coucha (southern multimammate mouse) is the source of this 8352-nucleotide messenger RNA. It is a transcript of the gene Foxk1, whose product is annotated as forkhead box K1. Gene Ontology annotation, molecular function: protein binding; RNA polymerase II cis-regulatory region sequence-specific DNA binding; DNA-binding transcription factor activity, RNA polymerase II-specific. The record is from RefSeq and is a predicted model, not a curated record. The transcript has 9 exons. Gene Ontology annotation, biological process: regulation of transcription by RNA polymerase II. Bases 70 to 2232 code for a protein of 720 amino acids. NCBI's taxonomy places the organism in Eukaryota, Metazoa, Chordata, Mammalia, Rodentia, Muridae.